Messenger RNA from Loa loa (African eye worm), 2986 nucleotides. RefSeq lists its product as hypothetical. Gene Ontology annotation, molecular function: 3'-5' exonuclease activity; nucleic acid binding. Lineage: Eukaryota; Metazoa; Nematoda; Chromadorea; Rhabditida; Onchocercidae. Gene Ontology annotation, biological process: nucleobase-containing compound metabolic process. The coding region runs from base 10 to 2787 and encodes 925 amino acids. The record is from RefSeq and is a predicted model, not a curated record. The transcript is spliced from 21 exons.
UUACAGGUUAUGGCCGAAGAUAAUUGUUCAGGGAUAAUAACUGGGGUUCUAGUGCGGGAUUCAAUUAUAAACGGGCAGUUAAUCGGUGGGACGGUGGAAAAUGAUCGUCGGGAAAAGUUGAACGAAGAUUUCCAGCAUCGAUCCCCUCAAGAAUUGGUACGAACGUGGGUGAAGUUGCUGAAAGAUAUUUGGAUUGGGGAGGAAAAAAGGACUAUUAAGCAGGAAUUAUGCCAAUCAAUCCUGAACGAAAUAUUCGAUGAAUGCGAAAAUCCGAUGGAAACUGCUCUUGUUUUGCACAAAUCAUGUCCAGAUUAUGGGGCACAAAAAACAUCAAGUUUAGCUGGUUUUGUUUUACGACAUCUCGAGCAGUGGCUGCAAAAAACGGAACGAAACGAUGAAUUGUAUGAGAGGCUAGAUCGGAAUGUGAAGAUUGAAGCUUUCGCUGUCGGCACAAACAAACAUACAAUGCAUCUGGAACUUAUCACCAGUAUAUUUCAACUGAAAAGUGAUGAUAUGGCAGACCAUAUUCUUCAGGCGGUAAAAGAUAUGAUAGCGAUGGCAAAUUAUCGUGAUGCUAUCUCCUGUGCAACGUUGUUUGGACUGCAGUCUCAUUUUGCACUUAUUGAAUUAGUUAUUCCAUGCAUGCUGCAGGAUCGUUUCACUGCGGUUGACGCAUUCAUCAAAAAUGAAAGAAAGAUACAGGAAGAACUUGUACGAUAUUUUGACAGUCUUGUUGGUCUCGAUGAACGAACAGUUGUUCAUCGUUAUGAGGAUUUCCGUAGAAGGAAAAUUAUGACCAUUCCAAUAUCAAAGCUACAAAAGAAGGCUAUUGAAAAGCUUGUCGCCAAACUGUUGGCAACAUAUAAUUUAUCAUCGCAGGAAGUGGCACCAAAUUUAUUCCGGUUUAGACGGGAAGGUGCUCUCAGACAUAUCGCUUUUAUGUAUUUCGUUGAACAUGGUAUCACCGAAGAAGGAUAUUUUGAUUAUGUAGCUCAAGCUUUACAAUCGGACUUAGCCCUGCAGAGAUAUUUCAUUAAUUACCUCUGUUCAAACGGAUGGUUCAGUGAUGCUGUUCGAUGGGUUGUUUUUUGCAACAUGAUUGAUUGUGCUCCUCACAGUUUGCAACCUUACUUGUGCAAUAAUACAGUCCUUGAAGCUCAGGCUGAUUUAGCAAGAAUCAUAUCGGCGAGAGCGAGUGUUGCAAAUGUGGAACUGUUCUCAGGUCAUCCUAUCAAAGUGAUUGCAACUCCUGAAGAUUUGGAGAAGCUUUACCCCGUUAUUGAAGAAGCCGACUUGAUUGGAAUAGAUACUGAGUGGAAACCCUUGUUUAUGUGCACAAGUGAAAGAGUAGCACUUUUUCAAAUUUGUGUUCGACGCUGCAGCUACCUUGUGGAUGUUAUCACUUUGGAAGACGUGCUCACGAAGGAACAGUGGACCCAGUUUUUCAAAGCUUUGUUUUCUGAUAGUCCUGCAAUAAAAUUAGGGUUUGACUUUCUAAACGAUCUAAGGGUCUUGCAUGCUUCUUUUCCUUAUCUACAACCUUUGGAAGAGAUGAAAAAUGUGAUUUGCGUAUUGAAGCUGGUGAAAAACCUUCUGACUUCGAAUCCAGCAUUUCUUGACUUCGGCCACUCAGCUAACCUUUCAUUAUCAAGCAGAAAUGAAAAUUUAUUGGAUGCAGUUUCUGAUGAAACAGUACAUUUCCGACUCACUGAUCUAUGUCAAAUGGUACUUGGUGAGGCUUUGGAUAAAACAGAGCAGAUAGGCAACUGGGCUAUGCGCCCUCUUCGUCGUGAGCAGAUGAAAUAUGCAGCUAUGGAUGGUUAUUGCUUACUGGAUCUUUACGACAAAUUAAAGAUAAGAGCUGAAAGAGAAUACAAUAUGGAUUGGACAAAACACUGCAAGGAAUGUGAUGUAACACAAAUAAAGUCAAAGGAAGAGAGGAAAGCCAGAAAGAAAGGAACCAAAUUAGACGACAAGGAAUUUGAACUAAUGAUCGAGCGUGUAAAUUGUGGCCUAAAUGAUUCGCAAAUGAAAAGGAAACCAGAAGAUCUGAAGAUUAUUGUCGAUUCAAUGAUGCUUGGUCUGGGUAAACACCUCAGAAGGUGCGGUAUUGAUACGAUAUUAGCGGAAACGAGAAGUUAUUUGAUUGAGUGCGCAGAAAGAGAUCCAAAUCGAUAUAUAAUAACGUGUGGGAAAGCCAUAGAUGAACUUCGAAGACAUCGCUCUCUGAGAGGAACGCUGCGUAUACUGUCUAUCCCAAACGCUCAAAAUAUGAACAUAAUUCAGCAGAUCGAAUUUGUCUUAAGACAAUUCAAUGUGCAUUUAUCCAAAGAUGACGUUUUUUCACGCUGCAUGAAAUGCAAUUCGAAUUCCUUCGUGAUCGCUCCAUCUCCCGUUUUAGAGGCAAUGCAUCAGGCAAAUAUUGCCGCAUCGAAUCCAUUUAACGAUGACCCUUAUGAUGCCUCAAAAUAUAAUGAAAAAAUGCGAGAAGUUGACGCGGAAAUGUAUUCGGGCUACGGAUGCGAUUUAGAAGCCAGUGAAAGUGAUCGCUCAUGGAUCGUAGCACACUGUCAUAAUGGUAUCUUAGACAUCAAGAAUUGUCUGGUCACUGCUUUUGGCUGUGAUGUGCCAGCUGAAGUUAAAAUAGAAAAAGUGCCUUUGCAGAUUUUGGAAAAAAAAGGCAGGUUUUUUUACAUCUGUGGUGUUUGUGGAACAGUAUAUUGGGAUGGUUGCCAUAUUGUUAAUUAUAAUGUAUUUGUCGAGCCCCUUUUGGCUGAAGAGAAAUAAAGGGAAUAUCGAAUGGGGCAUGAAUUUUUCUUUGAAAACUUCUUAUCGAUUUAAUGUUCAAAACGCGAACUAAAAAAGAAUUCAAGAAGUGCGAAAUGUUCUCCGAGAAGUGUUCUCCCUGUCGAGUUUGGAACGAUUCAGCUCCUGCGAUUGCGUUUAAAUGAUUUUGUCAAUCUCUUGCUCAAAUUUUAAAAAUUGC